GGCGGCCUCCGGUACGGCGGGCGGGCGGGCCACCCGGGACAGGAAGGCUGGCCGAGCUCACCUCUCUCCGAGCCGGGUGACCCAUGGGAUUUCUUUUAUGGUGUCUUUCCCUGAAAUGCCAAAGCCACCUGAUUAUUCAGAACUGAGUGACUCUUUAACGCUUGCCGUGGGAACAGGAAGAUUUUCAGGACCAUUGCACAGAGCAUGGAGAAUGAUGAACUUCCGUCAGCGGAUGGGAUGGAUUGGAGUGGGAUUGUAUCUGUUAGCAAGUGCGGCAGCAUUUUACUAUGUUUUUGAAAUCAGUGAGACUUACAACAGACUGGCCUUGGAACACAUUCAACAGCACCCUGAGGAGCCACUUGAAGGAACCACAUGGACACACUCCUUGAAAGUUCGGUUACUCUCCCUGCCUUUUUGGUUGUGGACAAUUAUUUUUCUGAUACCUUACUUACAGAUGUUUUUGUUCCUUUAUUCUUGUACCAGAGCUGACCCCAAAACAGUGGGCUACUGUAUCAUCCCGAUAUGCCUCGCAGUUAUUUGCAAUCGCCACCAGGCAUUUGUCAAGGCUUCUAAUCAGAUCAGCAGACUACAGUUGAUUGACACAUAAAACCAGUCACCGUUUUUUCCCUGCUGAUUGCAGAACUGCCAGUACCAUCUGGAGUCUGAUCACAAGACUGCAGUUCCUUCACAGUUCUCAGGAAGUUGUGGUGGGGCAGGGGGUUUUUAAAAAGUGCGAUUGGGGGCUGUCUUCAUCUGAAUUAUACUGAAUUUUUAGGUAAAGCCUGAGAUACAAAAUCAUGUUGAUGAUGUCAGAUUUUGGAAGUAAUAUCGUGUGUGUUAUUUUAAUUCUUUAGAAACUUGAAUAAGCACCUGAACUCAUAUUUUUAUUCUACUGUGCAACAUAGUGAUGAUUCAGUAUUUUUCCUUUGGGGAAAAAAAUGAAUGACUAUGAACAUUUUCCAUUGCGUUAAAUGUAAAAAGGUCCAAACAUGGUCAUAAAAUUUAAAUUUUAUACAAUUAA
Molecule: messenger RNA, 1021 nt
Organism: Trichechus manatus latirostris (Florida manatee)
Lineage: Eukaryota; Metazoa; Chordata; Mammalia; Sirenia; Trichechidae
Gene: LYSET
Product: lysosomal enzyme trafficking factor
Exons: 3
Coding region: 98-607 (169 amino acids)
Source: RefSeq, a predicted model, not a curated record